UACCGCCAACAUCCAUGCCUAUGGAAUGUCAAAAGUGACAUGUACAAGGACAGAGCUAAACGUGUAGCGGCUUUGACAGCAAUGGCCGCGGAAUUACGCAAGACAUGUGCUGCCAUUACCACAGGGGAUAUAAAACGGAAAAUAGAAACCCUGCGAAAUCAACACAGACGUGAAAUGCGAUUGGUUGAAAACUCACGCAAGUCAGGAGCUGGGAUAGACGACAUUUACAUCCCCAGAUUAUGGUGUUUUAAUGACCUUUCUUUCCUUAAUGAUGGUGACACAAUCAGACCAUCUCUCUCAAACAUAGAUAAUGCCACCAACGAUACAGGUGAGGAGGAACAUUCUGAUCAUGAGAUUUUCAACUAUCCAGUACUGAUGGGAGUUGGUGAAACAUCUCUUGCAGCAACAACACCUGUAAUGACACCGCCUGCAGUGUCUACUGCAUGUCCUACGGACAAUACGGACAAUGCAGCCAGAAGUAACACCUCUACUACAGUGAAUACUGCCAAUCGAUCAGGCAAAAGGAUGCGUGACGAUGCAGACGAUAUUAUGCGGGAAGCCCUCCACCAGCUGCGGGAAUUGUCGUCUACACAGGACACUGCUGAUGAUUGUACUGCUUUUUCAACCGUAGUUGCAAACGAUCUUCGACAAUUGAAAGGGGAAACCAAAAUUUAUGCAGAAAAACUAAUUUAUGAUGUUCUUUUUCUUGCUAAACUUUGUCGUCUUUCGUCGACAUCAAUGGUUAAAGAGUAGUUUUUCACAUUUAUAUUACUGUUUAUUGUUGAUAUAAAUUACCAUUACUUGUUUUUUUGGGAAGGGUUCGUCAGGAUACACAAUUUGGCAUUAUUCAUAAUUAGCAUAGAAAAUAUAAGAUUACUUGGUGUGAAA
Messenger RNA from Macrobrachium nipponense, 888 nucleotides. RefSeq lists its product as uncharacterized. The record is from RefSeq and is a predicted model, not a curated record. The coding region runs from base 40 to 753 and encodes 237 amino acids. NCBI's taxonomy places the organism in Eukaryota, Metazoa, Arthropoda, Malacostraca, Decapoda, Palaemonidae. The transcript has 2 exons.